This is a messenger RNA of Bactrocera latifrons, 855 nucleotides long. Its product is annotated as plasma kallikrein-like. Lineage: Eukaryota; Metazoa; Arthropoda; Insecta; Diptera; Tephritidae. Gene Ontology annotation, molecular function: serine-type endopeptidase activity. The transcript has 3 exons. The coding region runs from base 4 to 816 and encodes 270 amino acids. Gene Ontology annotation, biological process: proteolysis. The record is from RefSeq and is a predicted model, not a curated record.
GGAAUGCAGUCUUUAGUAAUAUUCGUCAUAGGCACUCUGCCGAUGGUCCUCGUAGCACUAAUCAGUGAAAAUCGAAAAUUCAUUGAAGCGGUCAACCAGCUGAGGGAAGCCAACAGGACUAUGAACGGAUAUCUGCCUUUUCCAGUACCUUUUCAAGUCUCCAUACAAGUUAAACUCGGUAGGAGGUACCAGCAUCUAUGUGGCGGCAGCAUCAUUCACGAGCAAGUCAUCUUAACAGCGGCGCACUGCUUCUAUCAAAAACAUCCAACGAAACAUCUAAGGGUGAUUGCCGGUGUACAAAAUCUUUCAGAGGACACGGUUCAACGUUACGACGUUGCGCAAGUUAUCCAGCACAAGGCCUUUGCACCUCUAAAAGGUUAUGAUAUCGCUCUGGUUAGUCUAACUUCGCCGUUGCCCAUGGAUGGUGUUCAUUUUGAUACGGUGGAUUAUCGAUCCGGAGGCAAUGUCGAAGACAGCCUAGAAGCAUAUCUUAUUGGUUGGGGUCGAACAAAGGGAAUGCUGGAGAUUGUUGCUUUCACGACGGUCCAAUCGAAUGAUUGUCGGUUGUUAGGCUUUACUUAUGUAACCAGCACUGAUUUGUGCGCUUAUAGCGCCAACGGACGUGGAGCYUGCGAUGGCGAUUCUGGUGGUGCAUUACUUACCGCAAAUCUUACCAAACAGGUUGGACUGCUGUCGUAUGGCAAGUCUUUUUGUAAGAGAAAUCACAUCUAUGUCUAUACAAGUACGUUUCGCUUGAUUGACUGGAUAGACGGACAAAUUGAAAAUUUGGUAGGCACACAGAAUUUUCGAGCAUGAUGUACUGAAAAUAAAUGUAACCGCAACGCUUGUAACGUA